Messenger RNA from Argentina anserina (silverweed cinquefoil), 940 nucleotides. Its product is annotated as late embryogenesis abundant protein 19-like. The coding region runs from base 1 to 831 and encodes 276 amino acids. The transcript has a single exon. Lineage: Eukaryota; Viridiplantae; Streptophyta; Magnoliopsida; Rosales; Rosaceae. The record is from RefSeq and is a predicted model, not a curated record.
AUGACAAAUGUGUAUGGGGAGGCUAAGCAGAAAAUAGAUUCAGCUUCACAAGUGGCGUCAAAUAAAGCCUCAGAUGCGAAAGAAACAAUGUCAAUUUUGUAUGGAGAAGCUAAGCAGAAGGCAAGCUUAGCUUCAAAUGUGGCAUCAGAUAAAGCUUCUGGUGCCAAAGAGACUGCAGAAAAUAUGUAUGGGGAAGCUAAGCAGAAAAUGAAUUGGGCUACAGAUAUGGCUUCAGACAAAGCAUAUGAUGCCAAGGAGGGAGCAGCCAGCAUGUAUGGGGAAGCUAAGCAAAAUUUGAAUUCAGCUUCAAAUUUGGUUUCAGAUAGAGCUUAUGAUACCAAAGAGACGACCGCCAAUAUUUAUGGGGAAGCUAAGCAGAGAAUGAAUCAUGCUUCAAAUGUUGCUUCAGACAGGGUUAAUGAUACCAAAGAGUCGGCGAAAGGGGCCAUGGGUUGUGGAUAUGACAAAGCAACUGGUGCCUAUGGUGAGGCAAAGAAUAAAAUCAAAACGGCUACAAGUACUGUGUCUGGCAAGGCUUAUGAUGCAAUGGAAUAUGGAAGAGAGACUGCUGCAAAUGUGUAUGAUGGAGCAAAGGAGAAAAUGAACUUGGGUUCUGACAAGGCCAAUAUUGCGAGAGAUAGGGUGGCAGGAGGAAUAGAGUAUGGAAGACAAAAUGCAGCCCAUUCCUAUGAUGAGGCGAAAGAAAGGGUGGGGGAGGCAUACAAAGAAGCUAAGGAUACUGUAUCUGAGCAUACCAGGCAUAAGUAUGAGGCUGCCAAGGAGAGGGCCUCGCAGGCAACAGGUGAUCUUGGGGCGAAGAUGAGAAAUUGAUGCUGGUCCAUCCAAGAGCUAGCUAUAAGGUAUUUAAUCACUUCUAGCUGAUUGCAUGUUAAAUAUCUCUUUAUGAACUCGUAUGUGAUCACUUGAUCAUAUUGUUAAA